GCAACGCAAAUUAAUAUCCAACAAUCAAUUAAAGAAGAAUUGCAUCUUGAAAUCACAAUGUGUCAAGCUAGAAGCGCAAAACAACUUAUUAUCAAAGAGUUUGAAGGCAAUUGUGAGAAGGAAUACCGUAGGUUAUAUGAUUAUAGAUUUGAUCUUUUAAAGAAGAACCCCAACUCUACAGUUGCAAUUGAUGCAAAGAGGCCUACACCAGAUUCUAAACUUGUCUUCUUAAGAUUCUAUGUCUACUUUGCUGCAUUGAGGGAAGGAUUUAUAGCUGGUUGUAGACCAAUAAUCGGUCUAGAUGGUGUAUUUCUCAAAGGUCCUUACAAGGGUCAAUUACUAUCAAUCAUCGAAAAGGACACAAAUAAUCAAAUGUAUCCUAUUGCUUGGGCCAUUGUCGAAAGUGAAAGCACAAGCACGUGGACAUGGUUCUUGGAGUAUUUGAAUUCUAAUCUCAAAAUUGGUGAUGGACAGUAUUUCACCUUCAUAUUUGAUCAGCAAAGACAUGGAAUGCUUGUCAUCCAACAUAGGGGUGAGGAGUAUGAAGAUUAUGUGCAAUCAUGCUAUAGAAAGCAAGCUUACAUUGACAUAAACAAAAAUUUUAUCAUUCCUAUUGAUGGAAUGCAAUUUUGGGCUGAUUCUGGUAUGCUUAAAAUUGAUCCUCCUAUUCCAAAAAAAAAGACGCCAGGAAGGCCUAAGAAGAAAAGACAUUUAGAAGAAUGGGAGAUGGCUUUUGGAUCAAACAUGAGUAGGAAAGUUGAAGAGUCAUUGUCAAAUGCUCAAAAUCAAGUUCCCGAAUCUAUCCAGCAGCCUCCUGCUAUGACUACUAUUGAAGACUCAUCGACACAUGUUCAAAAUCAAGUUCUUGAACUUGUUCAGCAACUUGCUACUAUUGAUAUUCAAGUUUCAAAAUCUGUCCAGCAACAUGCUUUUCCUACUACUGUUGUUGCUAUUCAAGUUCAAGAAACUGUCCAGCAACUUGCUCUUCAAGUUCCAAUUGAUGUUCAAGUUCUAAAAAAUGUCUCGCAAAAUUCUGAUCAACCAAAUUUAAAUGUUGAGCAACCAAUUCAAUUAGUUACCAGGAAAACUGUGAUGGUUCCAAAGAGACUACCUAAAGAGUUUAAGGCAACAUGUAGGUCGAGGGUUAGAAUGCCUAGUGCUGUAGCUGAUGACCCUAGCAUGAACAACUCCCUAAACAUCACUAAGAAUGUUGCUGGUCAAGCAAACCAAAAGAAAAAGAAAGGGAAAGUUCUUAGAAUGGUGGAAAUCCCCAACCCUCAAACUGCCUUAUCUAUUCUUGAUGUGGAGAUAUGUGUGAGAUUAAGGGCCAUAAAACAAUCUAGGUUGGAUCAAAUGGAGACUACAAAUUGGGGAUCCCUAUUGCAAGCAAUCAAUGAAGGGAGUGAUGGAAAUGCUUGUGAUUGAGGGGGGAUGAGUGAUGACUUCUUUUGUGCAUACUAUGAAAUGGUGCUCUACUUAGCUACUGAUGUCUAUUUGGAGUUUUAGUAGUGUUAAUGCUAUCUAUUUAAUGGUUUAUAUAUUGUGAAUGAUGGUUUAUGAUAGGGACAUUUAGAGCAUGUAAAUUCCUAUAAUGUACUGCACUAUUUUUGUUUUUGUUGCUUUAUUUUUUUUAAGUCAUGUCCUGUAUAAGCAAGUAAUAGAGCAAGGUUUACAGAGACUAAGAGAUGCCAAAUUACAAUGCUUCUAAUCUGCUACAAUUUGUUUUUUUGGUUAAGUUCUGUUUUCUGUUAUGUCCUGUUUUCUGUUAUGUCCUAUACAACCAAAUGGUUACUUGUAAUGACAUUGCACUGUUUACAAUGAAAGUGUAUAUUUUCC
Messenger RNA from Rubroshorea leprosula, 1836 nucleotides. NCBI's taxonomy places the organism in Eukaryota, Viridiplantae, Streptophyta, Magnoliopsida, Malvales, Dipterocarpaceae. The record is from the annotation of a GenBank genome assembly.